AUGAGAUUAUCCAGCACCCUCUCCAGCCGCAUCUUGAAACCUUCCAUCGAUGGGGACGCUACCACGUCCCUGGGGACGUUGUUCCGGAAGGACACGUCCGACUGGUCGGAAUCAACUAAUGGAUCUUUGCAAAUGGAUGCUCUCUCCUUGGAGUCCGCCAGCAAGGAAGCCUAUUUCAGCAGAGUAGAAACAUUCACCCCGCUGAAGUGGGCGGGCAAACCCCACGAGCUGUCUCCCCUGGUUUGUGCCAAGUACGGCUGGACCAACGUGGAGUGCGACAUGCUGAAGUGCUCCAGCUGCCAGGCCUUCCUCUGCGUCAGCCUGCAGCUCGCGUUUGACUUCAACAAGUAUAAGGAGCGCUGCGUGGAGCUGAAGAAGGCCUUGUGCACCGCUCACGAGAAGUUCUGCUUCUGGCCGGACAGCCCCUGCCCAGAUCGCUUUGCCAUGUUGCUGGUGGAUGAGCCCAGAGCCCUUCUCCAGGAUUUCCUGGAUCGCUUUCAGAGCCUGUGUCAGCUGGAGCUGCAGCUGCCCUCCCUCAGACCAGAAGACAUGAAAAACAUGUCCCUGACAGAGGAGAAGAUCAGUCUGCUCCUCCAGCUGAUCGGGGAGGAACUAGAGCACAAAACGGAGGGAGAGAAACCACCGAUGAAGUUUUCCACAGAAAUCCUGCAAGUGCAUGUUCCUGCCUGCAUCCUGGCUCUGUGCGGCUGGACUUGCAGCGCUGCGUCCGGCUCCGUGCACCUCUCGGUGAUCACCUGCUCCCACUGCAUGAGGAAGGUGGGACUGUGGGGCUUUCAUCAGCUGGAGUCUACGGGGCCGGAGCUGGACUCCUGCGGCCCGAGCAGCACACCACCGGCACCUGCUGAGCGCUUCCCGCUCGUGCCCACUUCUCCACGCAGGAUGCUUACGCGCAGCCAAGACACGCUCCCUCCGGGCUCGGAGCAGCACGAGAAGAGCCCGUCCCCGGCCAUGUCUCGUUCGCGGGGUUGGGACUCUCCCAUCCCCAUGGACCGGGGCGAGUUGGAGGUGGCCAGCCCCACUUUGAGGAGCCGCCCUGUCACCCGCAGCAUGGGGCAGGGGGACAACAUGGAGGUGCCAUCCAGUCCUCUCCGCAAAGCCAAGCGGGCACGGCUCUGCUCUUCCAGCAGCUCGGACACUUCUUUGAGGAGCUUCUUUGACCCCAGCUCACAGCAUCGUGACUGGUGUCCCUGGGUCAACGCAGUGGAGGGAGGGGAAGCCCUGGAGGACACAGCAACGCAGAUGGAGAAGGAGCCUGCGAAGGCAGAGCCAGGCUGGCGAGUGGUACUGAACACGCUCCUCGCCACCAGAAAGUGCGACAGAGUGCCUGAGACGGAGCCUGUGAGUCUCUCGGUGAAGUCCUGCAAGGUGUUCCGCAUUUUCCGGCAGUGGGAGAGCAUGAAUUCCUCCUGA
Nipponia nippon (crested ibis) is the source of this 1431-nucleotide messenger RNA. The record is from RefSeq and is a predicted model, not a curated record. NCBI's taxonomy places the organism in Eukaryota, Metazoa, Chordata, Aves, Pelecaniformes, Threskiornithidae.